ACUGUCAUUGGUCAUCGUCUGUGAAGUAUCGUUUGACACUUUGAUAAUUGUCUGAUUGUGCCUUAUUGGCUGAUAGUUGUUGAAAAGAUAUUGGAAAUUCGCCCCAACAUUUUCAGAAGGCGCUCGAAGAGUAUUUACAUUUCAUCAUGACGUUGGGAAACAUAAAAAGGUUAACUAUCAGCAAUUACAGGAAUAACUAAACAUAAACAAACAGGCAACAAAAUAACGUGAAUAACGCCUGAACAUAAUAAUUGCUAGAGGGGAGGAAAAAGUGUGCAAAGUCGCUAACGAAAUUAAUUAACGCGCGGAGCAGAAAAACAAUUUGUCGACAUUAUUAUUAAGAUUUUGAAGUUGUAGUGAUAACGUGUUACAUGUUAGUUGUAGUAUCUUAAGGAUUGUGUGGAAAUGUCACCGCCAAAAAGCUGUGCUGUUUGCGGCGAUAAAGCAUUAGGAUACAAUUUUAAUGCUGUUACUUGUGAAAGUUGUAAAGCUUUCUUUCGUAGAAAUGCCUUGGCGAAGAAACAAUUUACCUGUCCUUUUAGUCAAAAUUGCGAGAUUACUGUGGUUACGAGACGAUUUUGUCAAAGAUGUCGUCUGAAAAAGUGCAUAGAUAUUGGUAUGAAGAGUGAAAAUAUCAUGUCAGAGGAAGAUAAGCUGAUCAAACGACGUAAGAUUGAAAAUAACCGAGCUAAACGCCGUCUCAAUGAUAAUAAAGCCGGUUCGAUCACAGACAGUGCGGCUUUUGAUACGGUUUCACACGACUCACAAAGCUCUUUUGACAGCGGCAAAGGCACUGGUAGUAAUAAUAGCGGAUCAGCGGCUUUGGGUAAUCAGUCAUCACCGAUGAGCGCUAAUGUGCCAAUAAGAUCACCAAUCUUAUUAGAAUCGGACGGUGAGGCAAAACCUGAACUAAUGACCAGUGAGGAAAUAGUUGAAUUUAUUGUUUGUGAUCCCGAUCGAGCAUCGCAAGUAAUAAGUAAAUUAAUGCGUACAAAAGAUGAAGCGAUAGCUAUAGUGGAGAAAAUCCUCACUUCGCAAAAAGAUGCACUCCGGCUCGUCUCACAUUUGAUUGCAUUCCCUGGUGACGCUUUGAAAAUUAUUAGUAAAAUAAUGAAUUCACCAUUUGAUGCACUAACGGUGUUUACGAAAUUUAUGAGUUCGCCUACUGAUGCGUUAGAAAUCAUUUCGAAAAUUGUUAGUUCACCUCAGGAUGUUGUGCAAUUCAUACGAAAUCUUAUGGAAUGCCCUGAAGACGCGCUGGAUAUCAUGAAUAAAUUUAUGAAUACACCUGCAGAAGCGCUGCGUAUAAUCAAUAAAAUAUUCAAUACAUUGAAUCCACCAACACGCAGCGAUGAAUUGCAUAAACUACUCUUAGAUGCCACAAAGGAAAACAAGGAUAGAUCAUUCCAGCCAACACAAGGGCCUAUCGAAUCGGAAAGUGCUGAAAAUGGGAAUUACUUGCUGCAUUCAAUGCUCAAUAACAGUCCCGUUAUGACGCAAGAUAUUGUAAAUGGCUUGUCUCCUCGCGAUCAGCAUGCAUUGUCGGUGAACUCUGACCUAAUGGUUGAAUCGCCUAUAAAUAUACAAGGCAUGACAAUAAGAACGGACACACCGGACCACACGCUAUCACCCCUACAAUCUCACACAUUGCAGCUGGGGUCUACAGCAGAUAUACCUUCUGUGCAAGGUUGCUUAGAAAACUCACCACAAGGUAUUUCUAUUGCGUCUACAGAUUGCACUAUUGCCAAUCACACUUUGCAAUGCAACUCACCCACAAACAUACAAUCCAACAUUGAACUGCCAAGCACCUCAGCCGGACUCAUGAGUCCAAAUUCACCUACAGACAUAACGGCUGAUACGGCAGACUUUAGUAGUGAGCACUUCGAUAUAAAAACAUUCAUACAAAAUUCAUUUCCUGACAACGCAAGUGGCGGAGACAGCUUAAACUCAUUGGAGUCUGUGCUGUCCGAGGUGAUAAGAAUUGAGUUUCAGGCCUUCAACAAUUUACCGCCAGAGCCGCGUGUAAAGCAAGAACAAUUUCAAUAUCAAACAAAUAAUAUGACAAUGCAUAAUUCAGAGCAACAACAACAACAACAGCAACAAUGUGGUUACAGUGGUUGCAAUACACAAUUGCAGCAGCCAUCAAUUUGCUCGCCAACGACUGCUGUAAUGGGGCGUGAUCUCAAUGAAGCUGAGCAAAUGAAAUUGCGUGAGCUGAAAUUGGCCAGCGAGGCACUCUAUUACCCAAUGGACAAUGAUCUAUCUGUACUCAUGAUGGGCGAUGAUAGAGUUAAGCCAGAGGACACGCAUCAGGAUCCGAAACUAUUACAGGUGAUCAAUUUAACGGCAGUCGCCAUAAAGCGUUUGAUAAAAAUGGCCAAAAAGAUAAGUGUGUUCCGCGAUAUGUGUCAGGAGGAUCAAGUGGCGCUACUCAAAGGUGGCUGCACUGAAAUGAUGAUCAUGCGUUCCGUGCUAACAUAUGACAACAAUCGCAAUACGUGGAAGUUGCCGCACGUUUCCAAUACGGCGCAUAUACGCGCCGAGAUCCUGAAGCAAGCUAAAGGGAAUAUUUAUGAGGAACUUUUGAAAUUUGUGGGCACAUUCGAUGAGAAGUGGCGCAUGGAUGAAAAUAUAAUUUUGAUCAUGUGCGCCAUUGUGCUCUUCACACCGACGCGUGCGCGUGUGAUACACGCGGAUGUCAUACGUUUGGAGCAGAAUUCUUAUUAUUAUCUUCUGCGAAGAUAUCUGGAGAGCGUCUAUCCUGGUUGCGAAGCAAAAUCAGCUUUUAUUAAGUUAAUACAGAAAAUUUCGGAUGUUGAACGUCUGAAUCAAUUUGUGAUUGGUGUUUAUUUGAAUGUGAAUCCCUCACAAGUAGAACCGCUUUUGAGGGAAAUAUUUGAUUUGAAAAAUCAUUAGUUAACUAUUAGUGACGGGCGUACUAAACGCUUGCAUACCUUACAUAUAAUUGUAUAUGUAUAUAAAUAUAAAUACUGUUGGAAUUACUAUAUAUAUAUAGUAUAUAUAGAGAGAGCGUAGCAUUGCUUUGCAGUUUUUUUGUUUUGUUUUUACUUAUUUUUAUAUGCGCCAGUAAUAUGUUUAGGGACAGUGUAGAUCAAUUAUAUAGUUUUACAGUGCUACCUUAGGGCAUUAUCUCAAUAUAAUAUCACUGCACGUUUAGAGAAGUUCACCCAUUUUAAAAUAAAAAAAUAAGAAAUUUAGUAGGUUCUUUUAUAAUAAUAUGAAAUUGUUGAAUGUAACGCGAAAGCAACUAUAUUAAUACACAACAUACACGCAUUGUAUAACACGUAGAAAUGUCUCGUCAACACGGGUGCAUGUGAUAAAUGUACAACACUAACUAGUUAAUACAAACUUAAAGUUAUGCUAUUUUUAAUAUUAUACACUGAUAAAUGAUAAUGUUGAAUCCAAAUGCGUAUAUAGACACACAAACAAUUUUAAAUUGAGCAACUAUAAAACAUCACCUUUUCACUGUUAGAUGCAACAACACAAGUUGGCAGUUUCAAAUGUGCAAUUUAUAUAACUUAGAUCCAAUCUAAAAUAUGUUUUAAUAAAAAAAAGAGUCUAUUUUGUGUAACAAUGGAA
This is a messenger RNA of Zeugodacus cucurbitae (melon fly), 3600 nucleotides long. It is a transcript of the gene Hr96, whose product is annotated as nuclear hormone receptor HR96. Gene Ontology annotation, molecular function: zinc ion binding; nuclear receptor activity; RNA polymerase II cis-regulatory region sequence-specific DNA binding. The coding region runs from base 406 to 2916 and encodes 836 amino acids. Lineage: Eukaryota; Metazoa; Arthropoda; Insecta; Diptera; Tephritidae. The transcript has 6 exons. The record is from RefSeq and is a predicted model, not a curated record. Gene Ontology annotation, biological process: negative regulation of transcription by RNA polymerase II; cell differentiation; positive regulation of transcription by RNA polymerase II.